Messenger RNA from Fusarium sp. VM40, 3378 nucleotides. The record is from the annotation of a GenBank genome assembly. NCBI's taxonomy places the organism in Eukaryota, Fungi, Ascomycota, Sordariomycetes, Hypocreales, Nectriaceae.
AUGACCCUUUCUUCAGCCUCCAAGAAGGACAGAAAGCAUGCUAGAGAAAGUGGCGGCAUCGCCGCGGCCGUGACAAAGCAAACAGCUGGAAAGUUCGCCAGUUUCAAUAACGGCAACGCCAAUAAAGAUAAUACCAACACCAUUCCCAGCAGUGGGGACAACAAGAGCUCAUCUACUUCGGUCGCUUCCACGCCCCCGGUCGAUACACCAGAGAUUAAGCCUUCUGGCACUGACAAUGUCAACCCUGCCGUCUCUCCUAUGCUGGCUGCACUGUCCACGACUCCAGCUUCCGUGAGCACAGCACCGAGUAUGAACAACGACUGGAUUAGGAACGGCAUGGCCGGCUCUCCAGGAAAUCUGAUUAGCAUCAUGGGUGAUUCACCUCCUACUCAACCAUCUUCGUACGAAGACUCGGGUCGACUGCAUCACGGAUGGGCUACUCAGCGUCCUUACAUGAGCCCUUCACCUUCAUCCCUAUCUCCGCCAAAUCACAGCCGACGUCCUUUGAGCUUUCAUAUGGACGCACAAUACCAGUCUCCAGAAACCCCGCCACCAAGUGUUCACUAUCGUCGUAGCUCAGUCGCCUCUCCUUUUGCUGGCUCACGCCUGGGAAAUCAUCCACCACUGCCCCAUCAACCCCAGGCACACUUCUAUGGUGUUCCGGAUAUUGAUCUCAACUUGACAAACAACUCAGGGAUGAAAGCCGGCGAACGUGGUUAUUUCUUUGGCUUCGACAAACUUCCCGAAUGUCCCGAUUUUCCUUUCGGGCCAAGUAACGUCGUCAUCGCAGGAUAUGAGGGCGGUUUGGACGUAUAUGCUGUUGGCAAGAGAGGCCUUGAUCCUGUUGCCAGUCUGAAAGGACUGCGAGGAGGAGUUCAUCAUGCGAAGAUCCUUCCGUGGACGCUCGACAAUGAUAAUAAAUCGCUCUUCCCACUCGUGGCCGUGGUACUGCAUGGCCCCGUCCUACCUUCAGCUACACCCGGUUCGUUUGCGCACGACGACGGACCAAGUCCAAGGGCCGACGGGGCGGCUAGCCCUCGAUCAGUUUUCACCCACCAGGACGGGAUUCAGGGAAAACAGACCAUCGAUGCGUAUCAGACUUCUGUCGAGAUAUACUCGCUCAGGACGAACCAACUUGUCGAUGUGCUGCUUCAAGCGCCAAAGAUAUCAAUAAACCCUGAGAUCUCCGUCACAAACCCAAUCUUUAGACCUCCUCCACCCAGUGGCUCCUUUACAGUACGAGCAGAUUCUGGUACACUUGCAGUAUGCUCAGGCGUUACUGGCGAAUGCUGGGUGUACUUGCAGCUACUGGAAGAUCAAAACGGCCAUGUAUUUACAUGUGUUGGCAAGAUCUGGACCAGUCUCCAGCAGAGCACUCGAGGUGAGGUACCAGAGGAGGCCGAUAAGAUACGACCUUUAGCUGCACCUCCACGCUCAAACCCGCAAACCCCAAUCCUGGCGAUCAGUGGACGAUGGAUUUCUUACUGUCCCGCGACUCCGUCAUCUCAGGUUUCGCUCAGAGCUCAUGUGCCACUCCCUAUAUUGGGCAAGGCGCCUGGACUCUCCACCGUGACGCCACCGCAGCUCCCUUCUGCGUCUGCAUCUGUAGAUCUCCCCAUAUCGGAUAGCGUUGUCAACAAAAUCAUGCGUGAAACCACACAGGAGCUUAUCCAAGGUGCUAAGUGGGUGGGACAGCAAGGUUUGCAGGCUUGGAAUUCCUACUGGAACAAGCCCUCAAACUCCCAGUUGCAGACUCAGCAAGCACGUUCACCUCCUCAGAGCUGGACUGGGACUCUAUCACCGCGUGGCGAACCGACACAAUUCCCUCCGACCCAUGGCCAAUCUGGACAAGCUGUGGUCAAGGAUCCAGGACUUGUAUCAAUCAUCGAUGCCGAGUCACUCUCUGCUUCGUCUUCCAUUCAUCCGAUCACUACGUUCGCACCGCCUUUGGGGUGCAGUUUUCUUUCAUUCUCCCCAUCAUCACUGGCUCUGUUUACAGCAAGCAGCAAGGGAGAUGUUCAGACGGUUUGGGAUCUUUUCCGUAUUCAACAUACCAGAUCAUCCCCUCUGCAGGCCACGGUCACCCCGAACACGAGCACGGGACCCCAGGUUCGCCAGAUCGCCCAGUUCUCACGAAUGACUGUCGCACGUAUUAUCGAUGUUGCUUGGACGCAGGCGCAGGGCGAGCGGUUGGCAAUGGUGACGGAGCGUGGCACUGUGCAUCUUCUUGACAUGCCCACGAGUGCGUUCAUGUGGCCUGCCCCUCGCCGUCGUCAGGCUGUCCAGGAGAGUGGCACUGCGACACCAGAGCCAUCAACCACUGCUGUCUCUUUGGCAACUGGCGCCUUUGGUGCGGCCUACCAAGCGGCGAGACCAUUUGUAUCACGCCCCCGCCGCAGCAGCGGUAAUGUACCCAACAUGGCCGGUAACACGCUGAAAGACUCGGCGGCUAUGGGAGGGCGAGUGAUUGCUGCUAGUAUCAGCAGUUCGCUCGGCAAGACGGGUACUGCGAUCAACCAGCUUCGACAUACUGGUGAGAACCGAGUUUCUCUGCCAUCGAGUUCAACUCUCCCUUCAGCGUGCUGCGUGACUUGGGUCAAAAGCAAAAAACAUCAAGGGCUGUUCGUGGUCGGAAACGGUCUGGUACGCUCAUUCUCUUGUAGAACACGCCGAUCUAGCGUACAGGCUGGCAGGCGGGUGACACGGGCGAGCAGGUACCGCGAUUACAACGUGCCGAUUGUACCCAGCGACUUGGUAGCCCAAGCUGUACGACAGAUGGUAGAUUUGGGAGCUCAAGACGAGAUCCUUGACCUUUCGGAUCGCGAUAUGGAUGCAGGAAAUACUCUGACGCUUAAUGCACGACCUCGCGUGGCAUCGGCGGAUCAUACUAUGGAGUCAUCGAUUCCUCAGGCUGAAAUAGAGUCCAGUGCACCGUAUCAGCCUUUCCACACUGACCGGCGGGUGACUCUCUGCGAGUAUCGGCGAGGCACUGUCGAUCAACUUGAAGUUGUCUCUGCCAUCUUGGCCGAGACCAGUCUCGAAGAAAAUAUGACAAAGAAAAAGAAGAAGAAGGGGCAACCCAUGGAUUCAGGGUCAUCUAGAGAGAUGUCAAACACGACAGCUUGGGCUUUUGGUCAGGAUAUUCCAGUGAUGCGACUGGACUUGGGUCUGGCGACCGUUGUCGAGGAGGAAUACGGUUCCGAAAGUCAUCUUGCUUUGCCACCUUCUGCCAUGGAGCGCGUGAUGCAAUAUGGUGAUGAGGAGCAGAUUGUGGUGACCACACGAAGAAGACGUGGCGCUCAAGGUGGAGGCCAAGGUGAAGAUGGCUUCUUCGAGGAUGAUUGUGAAGUUCUCGACUUUGCAGAUCAGAGAGUCUAA